Messenger RNA from Notolabrus celidotus (New Zealand spotty), 2257 nucleotides. It is a transcript of the gene ddx41, whose product is annotated as probable ATP-dependent RNA helicase DDX41. Bases 152 to 1996 code for a protein of 614 amino acids. Gene Ontology annotation, molecular function: RNA helicase activity; ATP binding; RNA binding. Gene Ontology annotation, biological process: mRNA splicing, via spliceosome. NCBI's taxonomy places the organism in Eukaryota, Metazoa, Chordata, Actinopteri, Labriformes, Labridae. The transcript has 17 exons. The record is from RefSeq and is a predicted model, not a curated record. Gene Ontology annotation, cellular component: spliceosomal complex.
AGCGUCAUGAUGAAGUUUGUCCCUUCCGACUUUCCGUACAUCGAAUCCCUGUGUUGUGUAAACAUGUGGAUUUAGCUGUAUUUGUUGAAUUCCGCGUUGGAUAUUUCUUACUUUUUAAGAAAAGAAGAGCGUUCCUCUUUUCGUACUCAAAAUGGAAAUCGAUAUUCGUCCCAAGAAGAGAUCCCAUGGGGAGGAUGGGAGGUCUGGCUCAGAAGGAUCAGAGGAUGACGACUAUGUUCCGUAUGUUCCUGUCAAAAUAAGAAAGCAGCAAAUGCUACAGAAGAUGCUGCGUCUGCGAGGAAAGGCGGUGGACGAGGAGCUGAAGGACAGUGGGGAGGAGCAGAGAGAUGAGGAUGAGGGUCUUGGACCACGCUCCAAUGUCAGUCUACUUGACCAGCAUCAGCAUCUCAAGGAAAAAGCAGAAGCUCGUAAGGAGUCCGCCAAAGAGAAGCAGCUGAAAGAGGAGGAGAAGAUUCUGGAGAGUGUUGCAGAGGGCAGAGCCCUGAUGUCUGUGAAGGAAAUGGCCAAAGGUAUUAUAUAUGAUGAUCCCAUUAAAACAAGCUGGAAGGCACCACGCUACAUCCUUAACAUGCCAGACACCAGACAUGAGCGCGUCAGGAAGAAGUUUCACAUCCUGGUUGAUGGAGAUGGCAUCCCUCCUCCAAUCAAAAGCUUUAGGGAGAUGAAGCUUCCACCAGCAAUUCUAAAAGGUUUGAAAAAGAAAGGCAUUGUGCAUCCCACGCCUAUCCAGAUUCAAGGGAUUCCAACAGUUUUGUCAGGCAGAGACAUGAUCGGCAUAGCCUUCACUGGUUCUGGAAAGACUUUGGUCUUCACUCUGCCCAUCAUCAUGUUUUCUCUGGAGCAGGAGAAGAGGCUUCCUUUCUUUAAGAGAGAGGGACCGUAUGGACUCAUCAUCUGUCCUUCACGAGAGUUGGCAAGGCAGACUCACGGCAUCAUCGAGUACUACUGCAAGCUGUUGGAGGAAGAGGGAGCUCCUCAGAUGAGAUCUGCCCUCUGCAUCGGAGGAAUGUCUGUCAAGGAGCAGAUGGAGGUAGUUAAACAUGGUGUCCACAUGAUGGUCGCCACGCCUGGCAGACUGAUGGACUUGCUUCAAAAGAAGAUGGUGAGUCUGGACAUCUGUCGCUACUUGGCUCUGGAUGAGGCUGAUAGGAUGAUUGACAUGGGCUUUGAGGAGGACAUCAGGACCAUUUUCUCCUAUUUCAAGGGACAAAGACAAACCCUGCUCUUCAGUGCCACUAUGCCAAAGAAGAUCCAGAACUUUGCUAAGAGUGCUCUUGUCAAACCCAUCACCAUCAACGUGGGCAGAGCCGGUGCUGCCAGUUUGGAUGUCAUCCAGGAAGUGGAAUAUGUCAAAGAGGAAGCCAAGAUGGUGUACCUGCUGGAGUGUCUCCAGAAAACACCACCUCCUGUGUUGAUAUUUGCUGAGAAGAAGGCUGAUGUCGAUGCCAUCCAUGAGUAUCUUCUGCUAAAAGGAGUGGAGGCGGUGGCCAUCCACGGAGGAAAAGAUCAGGAAGAAAGAACAAAAGCCAUAGAGGCGUUUAAAGAGGGGAAAAAAGAUGUCCUGGUGGCCACAGACGUUGCCUCCAAGGGUCUGGACUUCCCUGCUAUACAGCAUGUAGUGAAUUAUGACAUGCCCGAAGAGAUAGAGAACUAUGUCCACAGAAUUGGAAGAACUGGGCGAUCUGGCAAGACGGGUAUUGCCACUACGUUCAUCAACAAAGGCUGUGAUGAGUCAGUGCUGAUGGACCUUAAAGCCCUGCUAGUUGAAGCCAAGCAGAAGGUCCCUCCAGUGCUCCAGGUGCUUCAGACCGGAGACGAGACCAUGCUGGACAUCGGAGGAGAGAGAGGCUGUACGUUCUGUGGUGGUCUGGGUCAUCGUAUCACAGACUGUCCUAAGCUGGAGGCCAUGCAGACCAAGCAGGUCACCAACAUUGGACGGAAAGAUUACCUGGCUCAUAGCUCAAUGGACUUCUAAAAAGGAUUUUACCGAUGGGAAGAUUCUCCAAAGUGAAAAACAUGUCAGGAAAUUGUACAUUUUUGUUUUAUGUGGUGUCACUGAACUAAGGAAGUGUAUUUUUUACCACCACCCAACAUAGUUUGCAGCUCUGUUAGAUAAAGUGUUCUGUUUUUUUUUUACCUUCUUACCCAAAUGUGUCAUCUUUGUUUGGUAUGUGAGGCAUUUGUAAGAUACUUUUUGAUAUCCUAAUUGUAAAUAAAACCACUAUGUCAGUUGUAA